GGUAAAUAAAGAUCUCUGCUAAUUUUCACUUCCGCUUUAUCUUGAUUUUUUUGCAAAACCCCGCGCUGACUUCUGCACGGUUGGAGCAGCCAAAAUGUCGGCGGGCGUCGUGAACCUCCAGGCGCAGGUGGAGUCGGUGCUGGGAGCGCUGGUCAAAGCGGCCACGGUGGAGUUGACGAAACUGUUCGAGAGCAGCUACGGAGCGUCGGCGCUGGAUGUGGAAGUGGGCCGCACUGACAACAAAAGCAAACAUGACACCUUUGAGACGCUGGACGGUUUAUCGAUUGGAGACACAAAACGCAGCAUCGGUGUGCAGGUGGACGAGCACAUUUGUUCGCCGUCGGAGUCUUGUGGUCCACUUUAUGGUGAUUGUUUGAGGGAAUGCAGGGAGGAGGAGGAGGAGGAGGAGGAGAUGGUGGGGUGUCUCAUUCCAACAGGAAUCCUCCAGGCUGAAGAUAAUGACCUAGUUGACCCCAAGUGGUGGCCUCUGAAGGAACAGGGUGUGGCAGAGACUGCAGUCAUGGUGGAGCAGAGCAUGUUUGACGAAGGGUCUCUAUCUGAUGGCGACCCUCAAACAGAAGUUGUUUCGCAAGAGACAUGGACCGACACAUUAAAACAUGGAUCUACGCAAAGCUCUCCAAUUAAACAGAAGCCUCUUGUGAUCCAACCAGAUACACGUAAUAUCAUCUCUGGGCAGACAGUUAAGUUUGUUUGCCCGUUGAUCCUCAAGCCAGAAAUUCCAGCUCCCAAACCCGACAGUUCAGAGAAACCCGUUCAAGUCGAGCCUCAGCAAGCCUGUGUCAGCACCGCCAAGGGUACCGCCUACAGUCCGUCCCCAUCCGAUGGAGCGGUGACUCCCAUUCAGGUUGGGGUUUGGGAAAGGAUCCAGAUGCCAAAGGAGACGAAGGACGAUCUCCACAUGAAACUGAAACUGACUUCUCCAGACCUAAAGCUGAUGUGUCCCUGCACAGUACAACUGGUGGACGUGCUCACAGUGCCCAAGUCGGAGGGUCCGCUUCAGGAUGCUGCUGCUAAAGGCCAUACCCCUAAGCACAAAACUGGCAGACCUCUGCCCAAAGACCUCCGCCACCACCAAGGUCCUCACACAGGCCAUCGCCUCUGCUGCUUCACCCCCAGUGGAAACGGCGUUUGGCGGCUGCAGAAGGUGGUCAUGCAUUCCCGCGAUGGAUACGUUUGCAGUGUCUGUGAGAAAACAUUCAAGCGGAGGAAGAUUCUCCGGCGGCACGAGCGCUUUCACACCGGAGAAAAACCGUACUCGUGUUCGGUGUGUUCGAAGACAUUUGCUUUGAGGAAGAGCCUCCGCCGCCACAUGAGGUUCCACACGGGGGAGAGGCCGCACACCUGCUUGCAGUGCAACAAAAGCUUCCGUCUGCGAGACAAUCUGAAAGCGCACCUGAGGUUUCAUACUGGAGAAAAGCCUUUCACCUGCGCCACUUGUGGCAAGAUGUUCAGGAUUAUGAGGAACCUGGAGAAACACCAGUGUGGAUUCUUUGUUCCUUCCUUCAGGACGAUAGCUGGCUUGUAGCUGUGGAAAAAGUGGCUGGUUGUGCCGUUUUCUACCUCAAACUGAAGACACUGUAUUGUUUUUGUAGAAGACUGUCAUGCAAGUUGUUAUAAGUAAAGUUAAAGCUAUGAGAGAAACAGAUCAGAUUAGAAACUUUUACUACUGAUGGUUUUGUCUUAUUUUCCCCUGUUUCUAAUUUCUUGCCAUAUUUUGUGGAGCAAUUGUGGAACUGUGACCGUGUGCGAGAGUUGUACGACUACUUGACACUUUAGCAUUAGACCUUUUGAGAAACACAUGAUCUGCCUGCAUGGAAUCCCUCCACCCAGCACAGUUAACCAGGUAUACUACAUACAUGCAGAAAUACUUUACUGCUGCUUGGAGAUAUCAGUAUCAUUUUAUGCUUUAAUCUACAGAGAGAGGAUAUCUGGUGAUGGCUUGGUGGGGCAAACUGCUGUUCCUCUCCAGUGUAAAGGACCAAAACUGCCAUAAACAAAAAGAAAUAAAUGACUUGAUGAAUAGAUUAAUGCAACUGAAUACACCAAAAAUAAUAUUAAAUGAUGAUGAAAACUCUAUUCACUGAUUUUGGUGAAACUGGAUCAUAUUCCAUGUAGAAAAUAACUGAUAUAUGGAGCGUUGCAAUGGACAGAUAGCUUUGCUCUUUGUUAAAGUAAAUGCUAAUUGCUGCUAACUGUAGCUGGCUGUCCUGUGAGCUGACCCCUGCUCUGGGAGCUGCACAGGGGGAGUGUUGCUGUUGAGGAUGAGGAUGAGGUUUUCAGGCCCAAGGCUCAGUGAGAGUCAGCUAGUAAGGCUGAGAGUUAGCUGUAUGGCUAACUGAGCUAAUGAGCUGCUGGCAGCUGCAGGUGGCAGUUACUUUAGCAAUAGUUAAAGCUAUCCACCAUAAAUCGAUGAAUGUUGAGGCAGAGCAGCUGGAGGACAUCAGAAGGAAAACCAGAAAAUGUUUCUCCAUAUAAAUGUGAUCCAGAUUAGAGUUUGGGUCUAAUCUGCUCUUUGUUACCUCAGUCAGACAAAAUCCAGAAUAAAUGAAAAAUGAAUAAAUUAAAUGGGGAAAGUAAAUUGGUGAGGUGAUCCAAAGGUAAAUACAUACAGACAUGAGUUAAAACUGAAUUAUGAUUUGAUGUCACAUUUUAUAAAAUAAUUAAUAGCUACAUUCAUUUUAAUAGUAUGUUUGGUGCAUAUCAUGGCAAAUUAAUUUACUAAGGUCUUUAUUUUUUAUUUUGGCGGUUUUAGUCCUCAUGCCCUUGCCAACCUUUCUUGUGUCCAAGUUAUAUGUAAAGUACUGCCAGUGAUGUUUGUUUUGAUAUGGAUAUUCUUUUUAUGUUAUGAGUUAUAUUUUUUACAUUCCUCUCUUGUUAAAAAGCGUUUGUUUAUGAUUACUAAUGAUUGUAGGCCUCUUUCUUUUCAUGACCUAGAUGUCUAAGGCUGUCCAUGCUGACUUUAUAAUUGCUUUUCAUGUUAAAACACUUUGGAAUAAUAACUGUUCUAUGAUGAUGAUGAUGAGCGUUUCAGAUACUGUUGACUUUAUGACAUGGGUUAGCGUUUCAGAUACUGUUGUUUGUUUUUUACAUUCCUUAAUACAGCUACCCUACAUCGACAAAUGUCUGUAUUUGUCUUUUUAAACUUCAGAUGCUUGAUUACAUUUGUCUUUUAUAUUAAUAAAAAGUCAUUUCUGUGG
Messenger RNA from Chelmon rostratus (copperband butterflyfish), 3218 nucleotides. RefSeq lists its product as uncharacterized. NCBI's taxonomy places the organism in Eukaryota, Metazoa, Chordata, Actinopteri, Chaetodontiformes, Chaetodontidae. Gene Ontology annotation, molecular function: RNA polymerase II cis-regulatory region sequence-specific DNA binding; DNA-binding transcription factor activity, RNA polymerase II-specific. The transcript is spliced from 4 exons. Gene Ontology annotation, biological process: regulation of transcription by RNA polymerase II. The record is from RefSeq and is a predicted model, not a curated record. Bases 95 to 1546 code for a protein of 483 amino acids.